This is a messenger RNA of Alexandromys fortis (reed vole), 1290 nucleotides long. It is a transcript of the gene Cdc123, whose product is annotated as cell division cycle 123. The transcript has 13 exons. NCBI's taxonomy places the organism in Eukaryota, Metazoa, Chordata, Mammalia, Rodentia, Cricetidae. Gene Ontology annotation, cellular component: cytoplasm. The coding region runs from base 70 to 1080 and encodes 336 amino acids. The record is from RefSeq and is a predicted model, not a curated record.
GACACGCCGGGUUCCGGGAGAGUGCAGGCGGGAGAGAAGAAAGGCAGCGGUGGACGCGGCAGGUGGAGGAUGAAGAAGGAGCAUGUUAGUCACUGUCAGUUCUCCGCCUGGUACCCCCUCUUCCGAAGCCUUACCAUCAAGAGUGUCAUUCUCCCACUUCCUCAGAAUGUGAAAGACUAUCUACUCGACGACGGGACUCUGGUGGUUUCAGGAAGGGAAGAUCCGCCAACAUGUUCCCAGGCAGACAGUGAUAAUGAAGCAGAAGAAACACAGUGGUCCGAUGAUGAGAACACAACCACACUAACGGCACCAGAGUUUCCUGAAUUCAACACUCAAGUCCAGGAAGCUAUCAAUUCCUUGGGGGGUAGUGUCUUCCCUAAGCUUAACUGGAGUGCCCCAAGGGAUGCAUACUGGAUAGCAAUGAAUAGUUCUCUGAAGUGCAACACCCUCAGUGACAUCUUCCUGCUGUUCAAGAGUUCUGAUUUCAUCACUCGUGACUUCACACAGCCAUUCAUUCAUUGUACUGACGAUUCUCCAGAUCCCUGUGUAGAAUACGAGCUUGUCCUCCGAAAAUGGUGUGAAUUAAUUCCUGGGGCUGAAUUCCGAUGUUUUGUCAAGGAAAACAAGCUUAUUGGUAUUUCUCAGAGGGACUACACGCAAUACUAUGAUCAUAUUUCUAAACAAAAAGAAGAAAUUCUCAGAUGUAUUCAAGACUUUUUCAAGGAACACAUACAGUAUAAGUUCUUAGAUGAAGACUUUGUGUUCGAUAUAUACAGAGACAGUAGGGGGAAGGUGUGGCUGAUUGACUUUAAUCCAUUUGGGGAAGUCACAGACUCACUGUUGUUUACUUGGGAAGAGUUGACGUCUGAGAACAACCUAAGAGGUGACUUCAAUGAAGGGGAUGCUCAGGGGCAGGAUUCUCCAGCCUUCCGCUGCACAAACAGUGAAGUCACAGUGCAGCCCAGUCCCUACCUGAGCUACGGACUGCCCAAGGACUUCGUGGACCUCUCCACUGGGGAAGAUGCUUACAAGCUCAUAGAUUUCCUUAAACUGAAAAGAAAUGAGCAAGAGGACGACUGAGUGCUGCUUUGUGAAUAAGUAGAAGAGGGAAACAGCUACUCUAGGAGACGGCGCAGAACACAACCUCCAGUGACCCAAAUAGCUGGGGAUGGAGUGGGCAGUAUGCAAAAUCAUCCGUGUUUAUACUCAUGCAGAUUCACUUGGGAAAAGAUGGAGGAACUUUGGUAUUUGUAAAAAAACAAUAGCAUAAUAAAUAGAUCUUAAACAUAA